Molecule: messenger RNA, 867 nt
Organism: Alternaria conjuncta
Lineage: Eukaryota; Fungi; Ascomycota; Dothideomycetes; Pleosporales; Pleosporaceae
Exons: 1
Coding region: 1-867 (288 amino acids)
Molecular function (GO): hydrolase activity, acting on halide bonds, in C-halide compounds
Source: RefSeq, a predicted model, not a curated record
AUGUCUCUCUCCCCGUUGCCCAAAGCCCUCCUCUUCGACAUCUUCGGCACCUGCGUAAACUGGCGCUCCACCGUCACAACCGCGCUAUCACAAUCCGCCCACUCCGCCCUAAACUCCGCCACCGCAUCGCUAGCCUCGCGUCUGCGCCUGCGAGCCUCUGAAAUGAGCGACGAGCACUGGGGCCAAUUCGCACAGCAAUGGCGAAACAGCUACAAGGCUUUUACAAAACAACUCGCAUCUGACCCAUCCAUACCAUGGGUAUCUGUCGACGACCACCAUCUAAGUGCACUCCAGAAACUCAUUGCAGAAUGGGAAUUAGAGGGUCUAUGGGACGACGAAGAGAUCCGCGCGUUGAGUCUGAUAUGGCACCAGUUAGACCCCUGGUCCGACUCCGUCGCUGGUAUGACAUUGUUGAACCGCGGUGGUUUCCACACAUGUAUGCUGUCAAACGGGAACUUAUCUCUGCUCUCCGAUCUACGCGCGUACAGCCAGAUACCCUUCACGCACAUCUUCUCCGCCGAGAUGUUCGGCACGUAUAAACCCAGUCCGAAAGUUUACCUGGGCGCGGCGGAGAAAUUGGGGCUCAGGCCGGAGGAAUGUGCCAUGGUGGCGAGUCAUUUGAAUGAUCUCAAGGCGGCGAAGGGGUGUGGGUUGAGGACUGUGUAUGUGGAGAGGGCGCAGGAGGAGGAUUGGAGUGAGGAGGUGGCUGGGGAGGCGAGGAGAGAGGGGUGGGUUGAUGUGUGGAUUGAUGCGAAGGAGGGGAGUAGAGGGUUUGUUACUGUGGCGGAGAAGUUGGGUGUUAAGGUUGAUACGGAAGGGGUUACGGAGGCUAAGAGAGUGGUGUCGCUCCCUACGCAGAUGGAGUGA